AUCUUUUUCUCAAGUUGACUCUGGAUACCGCUGCCCGACUCGAGACUUGAUGAGCAGUUGAGCUGUCCCGGACCAGAGGCCUGUUGGACGGCGGACCGACGCGGGACCGUCAGCCGGAGAGAGCCGACGCUCAAAAUGAGAUUCUCACUGUUUAUUUCUGUCCUGCGGUCGCUCGGCCCGGUGAUUAUCGGCGUUUCUCUGGGCUUCACGCUGAGUUUACUGAGUGUACACUGGACCGAGGAAGCGUGUUAUCUGGACGAGGGUGAGGAUGUGACUUCGGGUCAGGACGGACUCCUCAAGGGAGCCCGAAAACCCAACUCCAUAUCGACUGUCAACGAAGCGGAGUCCGAGGAGGACUUCGAGCCGAGGAUAGUCCCAUACAAACAAGUCCAGCCGAGCGCCCCGAAGAAAGUUUUCAGGGCUAAAUACAUAAGCACAGAGCUGGGGAUGCGGGAGCGUCUGUUCGUCGGGGUCCUGACAUCCAAAAACACCAUUAACACCCUGGGGGUCGCUGUCAACCGCACCAUUAGCCACCACCUGGACAUAGUGAUCUUCUUCACCGGCUCGCGCAACCGCAAAGUCCCUCACGGCAUGUUUGUGGUUUCACACGGAGACGAGAGACAGAUCUGGAACAUGUUUCAGACCAUCAAGUACAUCCUGGAGCACUACAUCAACGAAUACGACUGGUUCUACUUCGUCCAAGACGACGCCUACACCGAAGCCGACAGGAUCAAAGCCCUGGUGGAGCACCUGAGCAUGGACCGGGAGCUUUACAUGGGCAGCCCGGAGGAGUUCAUCGGCGGGGAGAUGGAGGGGAAGUACUGCUACGGAGGGUUUGGGUAUCUCCUGUCCAGAAGCUUGCUCCUGCGGCUCCAGCCCUUCCUGGAAAACUGCAGGAACGACAUCCUGAGCGCCAGACCUGACGAGUGGCUCGGAAGGUGCAUCAUAGAUUACACCAACAAAAACUGUGUCAGCGAAUACGAGGGACGCAAGUACCACCAUUAUGAGCUGGGAAAAAACUCGGAUCCGAGCAAAGAGCAGAGCGAACAGUUUAAGAAUGCUCUGACCGUCCAUCCAGUGUCUGACCCUGAGCAGAUGUACCGGCUGCACAGACACUUCACAGAGAUUGAACUCCAGAAGACUUACGAUGAGAUUGCUAAGCUGCAGGCAGAGAUAAAAAAUGUGAGCGUGGUUGCUUUUGAUGGCAACCGAAGCGCUCAGUGGCCCGUCGGGAUCAAUCCACCGUUUGAGCCAAAGUCUCGAUUUGAGGUUCUGAAGUGGGAAUACUUCACAGAGGAGGAGAUUUAUUCGUGCAUCGACGGCUCUCCCAAGUGCGAGCUGCGCGGCAUUGACCGCAUGGACGUAGCCGAUGUCAUUGAAACGGCCAUCGCGGAGCUGAACAAGAAGUACAUGCCCACCUUACACCUGAAGAAGCAGCAGCUGAUUAAUGGCUACCGGCGCUUCGACCCCAUCAGGGGCAUGGAGUACACCUUAGACCUUCAGCUGGAGGUUGUUAAUCAGAAAGGUCACAGCCGUUCCAUCACUAAGAGGGUUCACCUAGUGCGGCCUCUGAGUCGGAUAGAGAUCAUUCCCAUGCCCUACGUCACCGAAGCCACCAGGGUUCACAUCAUUAUACCUCUCACGCUGCAGGACCGCAACUUUGUCAAUCAUUUCCUGGAAGUCUUUGCCUCAAGCGCCUUUGAAACCAAUGAAAACGCGAUCCUAACGUUCUUGUUUAUUUAUGACCCAGUGGAGGCGCAACAGGUCAACCAGAAUGAUAUAUUUGCCAGCGUGAAGGCUCAGAUUAACGUUUAUGAACGCAAAUACUCGACAGUGAAGAUCCCGUGGAUAAGCGUCAAGACGGAAACUCCCUCCCAGAUCAAAUUCAUGGACAUCAUCUCAAAGAAGCACCCGGUCGACACCCUGUUCUUCUUGGCUAAAGUCACCACGAACAUCAACUCAGAGUUCCUGAACCGCUGUCGCAUGAACUCCAUAAACAACUGGCAGGUUUUCUUCCCCAUCCACUUCCAGGAGUUCAACCCCGACGUGGCCUAUCACAACCAGCCACAUCCAGCCACCGUCGAUCUGGUCAAGGACGCCGGCCACUUCGACCGCAGGUCCUUUGAGGAAUCGUGCUUUUACAACUCGGACUACAUGACGACACGCACUCGCAUGGUGGCGGACGUCCAGGAGAACGAGGAGAUUCUGGAGAGCCUGGAUAUCUAUGACAUGUUCGUAAAGUAUUCGGGUCUGCAUGUCUUCAGAGCGGUCGAGCCGGCGUUACAUCAGCAAUACCACUACCAGGACUGCAACCCGCGGCUCAGCGAGGACAUCUACCACAGAUGUGUUCAGAGCAACUUGGAAGGCAUCGGCUCGCGCUCCCAGCUCGCCAUGCUGCUGUUUGAGCAAGAGCAAGGAAACAGCACUUGAACAUACCAAUGAAACCUCUGCUCCUGGAAGUGUUUAAACGGAUCCUACAAGACGUGUGUUUGUUGUAAUGGCUUCUUGGUGCAAGCUAGUAUUUGGGAUGAAAAGGAGCCACACAUGUGCUGCCACCCUUACGUUAAACCUGACAUUUUCCCUAAAUACAACCCGUGUCUGGGGCUGUAGCUGCAUACGUGACUCCACCUGACGUUCUGUAUCUUCCUGUGUGCAUCAAGGGCUAUUCGGUUCGCUUGAAUUCGUAGCUAGUUUGGAAAAAUGAAUGCAGUACUUUCCUCAAGAAACCCUUUUAUAUAUAUUACUUUACAUGCAGAUGAGUUGCUAGAACCAGAUGUUGUUGCUGGUUGAGACUUUUUGGUUCUCGUGGUUUAGGUGUCCGCCACACAUCCGACUCACACAGGGGCUACGUACGUAACCCAUUGGAGCUGGCAUUCAUUGGGAAUUUAUCCUCGGUUCGGUUCACAAACUCCUGUAAGAGGUACUUUGCUCUCGACAGUUUUGCAUACAAUAGGCUUAUUGAGCUAAUCUGCUGCGUACAGCUGCUGACGGGGUUGUUUGAGGGGGGGAGGGUAAGAAAACCAAAUGAACCAAAACAAUGACAAAAGCUUUAGUGGGUUGUUGCUUUUCAGCAGCAACACUUAAAGAAUGUCCUCUGAUGUGAUGUUAGCAUCGGGGGUGUUUUACUUUGGAGCGCUAGCGGCUAGCUCUGAUACGUUAGCGUAUCGCCCCGUCACACGGGGGCGUCGAAACAUUGCACUUUUGAUAUUUACUGAUUUGAGUAUUUGCAAAAGUGCGUCUUUGUACAUGUGCCUUGACACUGACUUUUCACAUGUUGGCUGUAUUGAAAUUAUCUUUGUCGUGCGGUUUUGCAGGUGAUGCACAUUCAUGGAGGUUUGUUUCAUUAGGAUUUUAAUAUUAGUAGCUGAAUGAACGGGAGACGUUACCUCUCACUGUGGAUAAAGCCUGUUACAGCUGGGAGACUUAGUUAACUUUACACUUUUUAAUUUUUUAAAUCAUCUACAGGCUGCACAUGUGCCUCUAAAGCAGGGAAGAGUUUUCUGGACACUAUCCGUCGGUAGAUGAAGACGUGUGUGUUCGACUCGCCGAGCGUUUCUUCUCCUUGAAACUUUUGAUGUUGCGAGAAAAUUUACAUGCAGGAGGCGAAGGAGAAUAAUGAAUAAUGGCAGGGAAAAUCACCUUGUCUGAAGUGAUUGCCCGGGUUUUUCUUUUUUUUUUUUUCAAGAGUCCUCCUUGAAGCAAGUGGUACUUAAACAUAGAAUUUAAUUAGUUUAGAAAUGAUGGAAAUUAAGAAUGUAUGAGACAUUUUUCCACAUCACCAAGUAUAGACGGUUUAUAUACUCUAAGAGAAAAUGUUUAGCUGUUCCAAAGUCUGUCGGACUGUGUUGUUAACGGUGUCAUUGUCCUCCAUGCGGCGCGCUCGGCGGCAGAAAUGGCUGCUUUCUCCCAGUCCCAGUAAAAUCCACUGGGAGGUCUUUUCUGCAUGGCCGGGCGGCUGCGGAGGCAGCGGUACUGGACACCAGAGAGAUAUUAGUUUAUUCUAAUGUGCAAUACUACAGAUAACACGGCUCGAUGGGCGUCUGACGGGGGACAGGGCUCGGACUUUUAAUUUCAAAGACAUUUGCCUCAAAUACAGCAGAGUGUGUAUCAAAGUACUGUUUCUGACUCAUAGGUUCUGUUUAAUGCUGAGUAAAGACACUGUAAUUUCUUUUGACAAGACCUUUUAUGUAUUUUGUUGACACUAGACACUUUUUGUCAUCAAAUGUACUUUGGAAUACAUAAAAUUAAGGCAAGUCCUUUUAUUUAACUGUAAUUGGAGCUGAUGCGUAUGCUGGAAACACUACGUCCACGGCGGUGGUCCUAAACAGUCUUUGCUGUGUUAUCUGCCAUCAUGUGAACACAAACCGUUGAGGUCAGGUUUUGGCUGACUUUUUGUUUAAUUUUUUUUUUUUGCAUUCGUUUUCUAACGCAUCUCUUUGUUAAUGAGAGCAGUCUUUCACUGUGACAGUGCACCAGCUGACGUGGUCUGAAUGUUCUUCGAAGAGUACGAUGCUAAUAAUGCGCGAGAUUGGAAAAUGAAUCUUAACCACUGUGAAACAUGGAGGGCUGAGAUUACAGUAUGAAGUUAUCGUGGUGAUCUGCGUUGUCUUUGCCUUCUGUCGACACGAGGAGCCUGAAAUUAUGGGAGCGGCAGAUUGAUCAUCGUGUGUUGUUAACGCAGCCACCAUCGCUGAGCGAAGGCUCUUAAGUAUUUUGUCCAUAAUUUAUUUAUCUGUCGUAUCUCCUAAAUUAUGCAGAUUCUAAAUACUUCUGCACUAACUGAGGCUUUCAUGACAUUCUCUGUACAUGUAUAAAUAUUUUAUAGACACUCUAUUUUUAAACCUUUUUUUUUUUUUUUUUAGCUUUAUUUACACAGCAAUCGAUAUUUUAAUAUUUUUGUGACGAAAUCAAACAUCUGCUUUAUCUUUGUAUUUUAUGCUUUUAAAAUUAUGAAAUCUGUGCUUUUCACUCUCAUUUUGAAUCAAGUGAUUAAUUUAAUUCAUUCCAAAACACAGGUGAUUACACGGGCUGGAGUAUUUGAUUUCCAUUGUUGUUUGGACCCAUCGGUUUACAUUGUUUUAUGCACAUGGGUACUCGAUAAAAAACCAAAGCAAUACAUUUUUAUUCAUGUCUGUCACAUUUAAUUGUGUGCUGUAAUUCCCAAUAAACUGUGAAUUAUUAUAAUUUUUAAAUAAAGAAUAUUUAAAAACAACA
Stegastes partitus (bicolor damselfish) is the source of this 5214-nucleotide messenger RNA. It is a transcript of the gene chpfa, whose product is annotated as chondroitin polymerizing factor a. Gene Ontology annotation, molecular function: glucuronosyl-N-acetylgalactosaminyl-proteoglycan 4-beta-N-acetylgalactosaminyltransferase activity. Bases 136 to 2430 code for a protein of 764 amino acids. Lineage: Eukaryota; Metazoa; Chordata; Actinopteri; Pomacentridae. The record is from RefSeq and is a predicted model, not a curated record. The transcript has 4 exons. Gene Ontology annotation, cellular component: Golgi cisterna membrane.